GGAUGAAGGAGGGCCUGCUAAAAGGUCCGUCCGCCGCCCCAAGGUCGCUGCAAGUUGCCCCGCAAGAGCUAAUCCGUGGAGUGGGGCAGCGUCCCCUCUUGGCUGGCAAGCUGCACCACGCACUGACGACCCAGACACCCAGACUGGCCGGUCGUGUCCCUGCGGCCCACUCGACCACCCACCCCCCUGGCCGUUUAUUGUGGCCCGGGGAGAAAGCAGAGCAAGCCGCAGGUCCAGCAGCUGCUCGUGCUGCGCACAGCCAGGAGCUUACGCUGGCGCCGUGCGCCGCCUGCAAGGACCGGGGCCAGACCAAAAAAACCGCCAUCGCCGCUAGUCUGUGUGGUCGCCAGGGCAGGGACGGAGAUAGAGAAAGGGAGGGAGGGAAGACCGAGUUCGAAGACGUGCUGAUCUACGUGUAUAUGGCCUACGACGCCAUCGGCCGUUGCGCCGUUGAAGAACAUGCCGACCACCACUUGGCUGCCCGGGCCCCUAGCUGCAAACCCGAGCUCUGCCCACUUGCUCUGUGGGAAACAGCUUCUAAUCCAAUUAUGGGACCGAGCCAAAUCCUCCCAACCGCCGGCACUCGCCGUGCUGCGCAGCAGUACCCAGAUAUGACGGGGAUCACGACUUCCUGGAUGGAGCGCCGCGGCAGACAGCCAGAUGCCGCGGUCAACGCUCCACUCCACGGCGCGAGGCAAUUGAGCAGACCCCCGUCCCUUAGCGCCGGAUUCGCCAAUUGGGUUGAUGCAUGUAGCCGGAACGAACACUCAGGACUGGUCAAUCUCGAUCGCGGAAUCCCCAAACACCACCUCCAGCCGGCUGGCCAUAUGAACCCUUCCUCCCUUCACUCACGGGGUCCCGGCAACGGUUGCAGUCGGGGCCUCUUCUUGAUAGCCACGCUCCCGCGCAACUGGGACGGUGCAACGCUGCACAAGGGGCCGGCUGCGCCUACCACUAUGGAAGGUGCUACCUAG
Messenger RNA from Gaeumannomyces tritici R3-111a-1, 974 nucleotides. RefSeq lists its product as hypothetical. The annotation marks the transcript as partial. Lineage: Eukaryota; Fungi; Ascomycota; Sordariomycetes; Magnaporthales; Magnaporthaceae. The transcript has 4 exons. The record is from RefSeq and is a predicted model, not a curated record.